Molecule: messenger RNA, 3165 nt
Organism: Nannospalax galili (Upper Galilee mountains blind mole rat)
Lineage: Eukaryota; Metazoa; Chordata; Mammalia; Rodentia; Spalacidae
Gene: Nab1
Product: NGFI-A binding protein 1
Biological process (GO): negative regulation of DNA-templated transcription
Cellular component (GO): nucleus
Molecular function (GO): transcription coregulator activity; transcription factor binding
Source: RefSeq, a predicted model, not a curated record
CGUCCUCCGAGCGCGCCGGGCCGCUGCAGCCGCGGCCGAGUUGAACCCAUCCACAGUAAUGGCCACGGCCUUACCUAGGACCCUGGGGGAGUUGCAGCUGUAUAGAAUAUUGCAGAAAGCUAAUCUGCUUUCUUAUUUUGAUGCCUUUAUCCAACAAGGUGGUGAUGAUGUCCAGCAACUCUGUGAAGCUGGAGAAGAGGAAUUUUUGGAAAUCAUGGCACUCGUGGGCAUGGCCAGCAAGCCUCUUCAUGUUAGAAGGUUACAGAAGGCUUUGAGAGACUGGGUUACAAAUCCUGGUCUUUUCAAUCAGCCCCUGACUUCCCUUCCUGUCAGUAGCAUACCUAUCUAUAAAUUACCAGAGGGCUCCCCAACAUGGCUGGGAAUAUCCUGCAGUAGCUACGAAAGGAAUAGCAAUACCCGGGAGCCGCAUUUGAAAAUCCCGAAAUGUGCUGCCACUACCUGUGUGCAGAGCUUGGGACAGGGGAAGUCGGAAGUGGGGAGCUUAGCACUGCAGAGUGUCAGUGAUUCCAGACUCUGGCAAGGACAGCACACCACAGAGAGUGAGCACAGUCUUUCCCCAGCAGACCUGGGCUCCCCAGCCUCCCCAAAGGAAAGCAGUGAGGCUCUGGAUGCUGCAGCUGCGCUCUCUGUGGCCGAGUGCGUGGAGAGAAUGGCCCCCACGCUUCCCAAAAGUGACUUGAACGAAGUGAAAGAGCUGUUAAAGAACAAUAAGAAGUUGGCCAAAAUGAUUGGUCACAUCUUUGAGAUGAAUGACGAAGAUCCACACAAGGAAGAGGAGAUUCGAAAAUACAGUGCAAUAUACGGCAGAUUUGACUCAAAAAGAAAGGAUGGAAAACACCUCACGCUCCACGAGCUUACUGUUAAUGAAGCAGCCGCUCAGCUCUGUGUGAAGGAUAACGCCCUGCUGACCAGAAGGGAUGAGCUCUUUGCACUGGCCAGGCAGAUUUCUCGAGAAGUCACCUACAAGUACACCUACAGGACCACCAAGUCAAAAUGUGGUGAAAGAGAUGAGUUAUCACCAAAAAGAAUUAAAGUGGAGGAUGGAUUUCCAGAUUUCCAGGAUUCUGUGCAGACACUCUUCCAGCAGGCCAGAGCCAAGAGUGAAGAACUUGCAGCUCUGAGUUCACAGCAGCCUGAAAAGGGGAUAGCAAAGCAGAUGGAGUUCCUGUGCACCCAGGCUGGCUAUGAGAGGCUGCAGCAUGCCGAGAGAAGACUGACUGCUGGGCUUUACAGGCAGAGCUCAGAAGAGCACAGCCCCAAUGGCCUGCCUUCUGAUGGCUCAGAUGGACAAGGAGAAAGGCCUUUGAAUCUCCGAAUGCCUAAUUUGCAGAACAGACAGCCCCAUCAUUUUAUGGUAGAUGGGGAGCUGAGUAGACUUUAUUCCAGUGAGGCAAAGUCCCACUCAUCAGAGAGCCUUGGGAUUUUAAAAGACUACCCUCACUCUGCUUUUACCUUGGAAAAGAAAGUCAUCAAAACAGAACCUGAAGAUUCAAGAUAGCUGUGAUUCUCCUGCUGUCCUCUGGAAAUGGCAUCAGAUUUAAGGAUAAUGCUCCAUCAUAGAAAUAAGCCUUAAUAACCAAUGUUGCCUCAUUCAGCUGAAACAGAUCUCAUAGCCAAAGCAUAAGGACUCAUACAGUAGUCUCUGGAAACCAGGAAGACAAAACAACCACCACAAAUGAGAAACUCAAGAGAGCAUUGCAAUUGGUAACAAAUACUGACCAAUUCACAUUCCUGUGUAAGUUGUUUUAUGUGGAAAGGCUUACGUUAAUAUUGUAAGCAUUCAUUAUUUAAGAAUGUACAAUGUGUUUGUGUAAUUUAUAGAAGUAAAAUCUAGGUGUUGAGACCUAUUUGGUCCUAAUAGAUGUGGAUGCAGUUUAUUUUACUUGAAAUUUGUUGUCUACUUCAAAUGUAUUUAGCGUAAAUAUUAUACGUCUGCAUUUAGCGUUUUUGCAGUCAUAAAAAGAAAGGUUAAGCAAUGUAGUUUUUGGCAAGGUGGCACUGACUGUAGAAAAAUGGAAAGAAAUAUUCAGUUUAAGACAAGGAAAAUAUUGUGUACUUAAUACUUGAUACAUUGAUUUUUGUUUAAAAGGAAAUGUGUAGCAAUCAUUAAAUAAUGUCGUUUCACUGGUUUAAUCAGUGCACAAUUAAAAGAUAUUGGAGGAUAGUUAAAAAGAUGGCACAGAUUGUAUUAUAGUUACUUAAGAUGUAACAAAGAUAGGAAGCUGUUCCUUGGUCUGAGAACUUGAAACAAAUGGACUAAUGUGUACAAGCCUUGACUUAAGCAUUGAUAUUUCAGAAUGUUAAAUAAAUUGAGACAUAGUAUGUCAACCCUAAAUGUGGUGAACAUGAUGAUGGGGUGUUGAUGUGGGGUGUGUCUUUUUGUUUUGAGCUCUGCUUUCGAUCAUGACUGUGUAAUAAAUACUAAGUCGUAAUCUGUAAUACUGAAGUUUGUCAGCCAUAUUAGAUGAAGUGUCUGCACUGUAGUCUCUGAUCACCGUCAUCUAUAUAAUUACAUUUUCAUUUUGGCUUGUAGAAGAACUUUACAGUAGAAACACCAGUAAACAACUUUACUACUAAAAGGCUUUUUUCCCUCCCUCAAUGUUUUGAUUAUACCAUAGCAUUUUCCCCAUUGAAGAAGUUCUUACAGACCUUGCAACUCUGUUGCUAGCUUGAGGUUGAUUAUUGUGAUUGUAUUGUUCACUGUGUGUAGGACUAGUGUGAGUACCACUUAGAAUGUUCAGUUUUAAUAUUAGCCAUAGCACUGGUUAGUAUCUCAGUAGUUUCAUGAAACGUUUCCUGUAUUCUAAUCUAUUUUGAGAAAUUUUGCGGUCUUUUUUUUUUUUUUUAAUCAUGUCUGACAGUUUCAAGUUUGUAGAUUUUAACAUGCAAGUUUUUAAAGAUGCAGUGAAUUAGAUGUUAUAACUAGUUGGUUUUUUUUCAUUAUGUUCAAGGUAUUUUCACUGAACAAGGUCAAUUGGUUACCUCAGUAUUAAAGCCAAUAUAGUCCAAGGGACCAUUUCUCCCCAAGUCUAUGUUAUACUGUAUUGUGUGACUCCUGCAUUUUUGUGAUUCUUAAAACUGUUGGUGAGAUGGGAUGAGUGCACCUGCUUCCUGUGGCAAUAAAGAUUCUCUGUGCCUCACAAA